This is a messenger RNA of Brassica napus (rape), 2969 nucleotides long. RefSeq names its product calmodulin-binding protein 60 E-like. Gene Ontology annotation, biological process: regulation of salicylic acid biosynthetic process. The transcript is spliced from 8 exons. The record is from RefSeq and is a predicted model, not a curated record. Gene Ontology annotation, cellular component: nucleus. Lineage: Eukaryota; Viridiplantae; Streptophyta; Magnoliopsida; Brassicales; Brassicaceae. Gene Ontology annotation, molecular function: sequence-specific DNA binding; calmodulin binding; DNA-binding transcription factor activity. Bases 932 to 2725 code for a protein of 597 amino acids.
AGAUCCUUACUUAUGUUGUGUGACAGAUUGUGGAAGUGAUGAUCCUAAGUUCAAACUUCAAAAAGGAGAUGGAGAAGCAGUUUGUGGGCAGUUUCAGAAGAGCAUAGUCAUCAUCACACGAAUUUUACAUUGGCCGAAACUAACAGGAUUGCUUCACAGUACCAAAAAGGAGGCUGAUAAGUGUAACGCUGCAACAGAAAUUUGCGAGUCAGCUAGGGAGAUAGAGAGCUCAAGCAUUGUUUCUCAAAGAGAAGAAGGUUACUUCUUUGGGGCUUGGAAAGGUGAGUAAGCAUUUCACUGUUUCGUGACUUCUUCUCACUCACUGUGCCCGGAAGAGUUUCUCGUUGCAAGCAAACUAGAUUUUCUCUUCCGCAUAUAGCUCAUGAGAACAUGAGGAUCGCUUAACUCUCAAGGCAAAGUAUUAUAUGUAGAUCUUUUUUUUGUUUUGCUCUCGAAUCCAAGUAUAGAUAAUGAAAGUGACUUAUUUUGACUUUUCUUCAAAGUUCAGAUAUAUUUUUGUCUAGUAGUCACAUUGGAAGAGAAGUCACCGACUUCUGUAUUUUUAUAAAACCCAACCAUCAAAUUCUUACUAGCCAGAGAUAAAUAUAUGAUUUAAGAUCUAUCUAAACUAGCGUUUUGUGUUUGUUGAGAUUUGCAUCUGAUUGAGACAGCAAGACUGAUUUGAUUUUAUGACGAUUUGUAUUAACUGUAAUAACUGAUAUGAACAUGGCCUAUGCAUAAGUAGGUCAAGAGUUACUUACUUGACUCUAUUUUCUUUUCUUUUUUUUUGUAAAGACUUAACAAAUACAUUUUCAGAUGUUAAGAAACAUGAGAAUGUGGGAAGGGGGACAAGUGCAGAGAAGAGACAAAACUGGAGAAGUCAAAAACGCAAUAAGGUUGACAUAAUGCAGCAUAUGAUAGCUCCAGUUCCAUGAACAAGCGUGGAUACGAAUGCAGUCAAGAGGAUGCAGACAACUUGGCAGAAUCGAAGAGACAAAAAGUGCCUGCUUUGGCAAGUGUUAUUGUGGAAGCUGUCAAGGUAGAUAGUCUGCAGAGGCUUUGCUCGUCUUUGGAGCCAUUGUUUCGCAGAAUCGUUAGCGAAGAGGUUGAGCGAGCCUUAUCAAAGUUGGGAAAUUCAAAACUAACGUCCAGAUCACCAGAACCUAAGAGGAUCCAAGGCCGCGAUGGAAGAAACCUUCAACUUCAGUUUAAGACGCGAAUGCCUCCUCACUUAUUCACAGGUGGGAAAGUCGAGGGAGAGCGAGGCUCGGCCAUCCAUGUGGUUCUUAUCGAUGCAAACACUGGAAAUGUAGUCCAAACAGGAGAAGAGUCCGCUUCAAAGCUCAACGUUGUAGUGUUGGAGGGAGACUUCAAUGAUGAGGAUGAUGAAGAUUGGACCAGAGAGCACUUCGAGAGCUUUGAAGUGAAAGAGCGAGAAGGGAAACGCCCAAUCUUGACCGGUGACACGCAAGUAGUGCUUAAGGAAGGUGUGGGAACUUUAGGAGACCUUACUUUUACCGACAACUCGAGUUGGAUCAGGAGCCGAAAGUUUAGGCUUGGUGUUAAGGCCGCUCCAGGGUAUGGUGAUGGCUUUCACAUUCGUGAAGCCAAAACAGAACCGUUUGCUGUCAAAGAUCAUAGAGGAGAAUUAUACAAGAAACAUUAUCCACCGGCUCUACACGAUGAAGUCUGGAGACUGGAUAGAAUAGCCAAAGACGGAGUGCUACACAAGAAGCUACUUAAAGCUAACAUUGUGACAGUGGAAGACUUCCUUCGACUCCUAGUUAAGGAUCCACAAAAGCUGAGAAAUUUGCUAGGGAGUGGAAUGUCGAAUAGAAUGUGGGAGAACACUAUGGAGCAUGCAAAGACAUGCGUGUUGGGUGGGAAGCUUUAUGUGUUUUACACGGACCAGACUCACGCUACAGGCGUUGUCUUCAAUCAUAUCUAUGAGUUCCGUGGCCUUAUUGCAAACGGACAGUUUUUAUCUCUGGAGUCUCUUAACCAUGACCAAAAGAUCUCUGCAGACAUUCUGGUGAAGAUAGCGUAUGAAAACUGGCAUAAAGCUGUUGAAUACGAUGGUAAGCUGUUGAAUUGCUUACCAGUCGCCGAGAAGGAGAUAAAAGGCUUACCAGAACCAAAAAUGGUAACAGCACCAACAGCUCAGAACCAUCAGCAGCUGCAUAACCAGAACAAUAGACAAGCCGUGCAGUGCCAUCAGAAUGUUAUACCCUAUUCUCCCCUUCCCCAGCCGAUUGAAUAUCCUCAGUUUGUGCAGCAACAUUGCAGCCAAUUAUUACCCUCACUACCUAGCAACGUACAAGAGUACAACAGCAGGCCAAUGGAAAGUUCCAACGCAUAUAAUGGAGAAGAUUGGUGUCGACCAAGAGCCGGACAAGGUCUCGAAGACAUUUUCAGCGAGGAGAUCAGACUGAGGAGUUCUGAGAUGCUCGAGACUGACGAUAUGCAGAGACUUUUGAAGACUUUUGGGAUCGGUAUGAACACUAUGGGAACAACACAAGGCGGGUUUGGUCAGACGGAUGAGUCUUGCUACGGCUACAAUAUGCCGUACCAAGCUCAGAUCGAUAACACGUACAGGAGAGAGCGUAAUAGAGGGUCGGGAAAAGCUGUUGUGGGGUGGCUUAAGCUUAAAGCUGCUUUGAGAUGGGGUAUCUUCAUACGCAAGAAAGCUGCAGAGAGGAGGCCUCAGAUUGUGGAGAUCGAAUGAGAAAAAAGAGAAGAGAGAAAGUCUUUUAGGCUUUUCUUUGAUGACAUUUCGUUUUCAUGAAAAGCUUUGGAGACGGCUUCUAAAAACACAAGAGUUCAUCUUUUGGAUGAACAAUUUAAGAGUAGAGAGAAGUGUACUUUGUUUCGUAUUGUAAUGCUUUCUGUUUGCUCUCUUACAUUUCAUGUUAAUUUUUGUUUUUUUUUUAAUCGUAUUUUAUGUUAAAUUUAUUAACAAUUUAUUCUCA